Molecule: messenger RNA, 873 nt
Organism: Syngnathus typhle (broad-nosed pipefish)
Lineage: Eukaryota; Metazoa; Chordata; Actinopteri; Syngnathiformes; Syngnathidae
Gene: cdx4
Product: caudal type homeobox 4
Exons: 4
Coding region: 1-873 (290 amino acids)
Biological process (GO): cell differentiation; anterior/posterior axis specification; animal organ morphogenesis
Cellular component (GO): nucleus
Molecular function (GO): DNA-binding transcription factor activity, RNA polymerase II-specific; RNA polymerase II transcription regulatory region sequence-specific DNA binding
Source: RefSeq, a predicted model, not a curated record
AUGUAUGUUGGAUACCUCCUGGAUAAAGAGAGCGGCAUGUAUCACCAAGGCCCCGUGCGGCGUUCCAGCAUCAGCCUGCCCCCCCAAAACUUCGUGUCCUCGCCGCAGUACCCUGACUUCAGCGGAUACCAUCACGUCCCCAAUAUGGACUCGCACGGCCACGGUCAGGCGGCGGGCAGCUGGGGGCCGUCGGCUUACGGACCCUCCCGGGAGGACUGGAGCGCCUACGGCAUGGUGCCCCCGAACCCGCUGGCCACCCCAGUCAAUAACUCGUCGCCGGCGCAGGUGUCCUACUGCUCGGCCGAGUACACUCACAUGCACCCGCCGCCCGCCUCCGCGCUCCUGCAGCCGCCACCGCCCACGGACGACGGGAGCGGUGGAGGCGGUGGAGGCGGUGGCAGCGGCGGCGGCGGCGGCGGGAGCGCGCACAUGUCGCCCGACCGAGAAAGGCGCAACUCGUACCAGUGGAUGAGCAAAACUGCGCAGUCUUCCUCCACAGGGAAGACAAGGACAAAGGAAAAGUACCGGGUGGUGUACACGGACCACCAGCGGCUGGAGCUGGAGAAAGAGUUCCACUUCAACAGAUACAUCACCAUCAGGAGGAAAGCCGAGCUCGCUGUCAACCUCGGCCUGUCCGAGAGACAGGUGAAGAUCUGGUUCCAGAACCGGCGUGCAAAGGAGCGCAAGCUGAUCAAAAAGAAAAUGGGCCAGUCGGAUGGUAGUGGGGGCUCCGUGCACAGCGACCCGGGUUCUGUCAGCCCCCUGCCAGUUCCGGGCUCGCUGAGUCCCACAGACAUCCACGGCACCCUGUACCCUGCCAUGAGCACGUUGCCGUCCAUCAGGAACAUACAGCAAGUGACUGUGAGCCAGUGA